This is a messenger RNA of Dicrocoelium dendriticum, 324 nucleotides long. The record is from the annotation of a GenBank genome assembly. NCBI's taxonomy places the organism in Eukaryota, Metazoa, Platyhelminthes, Trematoda, Plagiorchiida, Dicrocoeliidae.
AUGGAGUUUGAAGGGCUUGCAGCACAGGCUGCACGUUUACAUUUAUCUCCCCGAAUGCGUCACGUGAUGAGUGGCAUUUUGGUCAAAGGGAUUACUGCAGGUAUUGGGAGAUCUGAGACAUUACAAUUCGCAAAUGAAUGCAUGGCAGUUCAGAAAUCUGAGGAGCCUAUGGAAACAAAAAUGCAGAAAUAUUUAGAUUUACUUACAAAGGUGCACACUGUCCCAGAAACACCAUUACCUCCUGAGCAAUAUAUAGAAGACCAUACAAGAGCAGCUCAGGCAUUGGCUCCGCCAAAACCCGCUGAUGAAGAAGAAGAUAUUUAA